ACUUUCGGUCACCCUGGCGUUAAAUAGCAGGCCGAAUUUUUUCGCUCAGUUUUUACACACUGCUCUAUAUUAUUGAGAAUCAAAAAUAGCUGGAACAAUAAGGUUUUUUUGUAGAUUAGUGUUGCCUAAUGAACUCAGGUGCGCGUAAUAUGGACUCGCAUUCGCGAUAUGGACGCAGCUUUUCUGGGGGUGGCAACAAUGCUGGUGGUAGCGGAGGGGGCGGGGGCAACAAUAGCGGCAACCAAUACAGACGCCAAUAUAGCCGCUCCCGUUCACGCUCACGCGAGCGAAGUCGGGAACAGGCUGGCUAUAGACGCCGCAAUUCACGUUCCCGCAGUCGGGAACGCUCGUCGCAGCAUCAUUAUCGCAAUGCGGGCAGCGCCGACAAGGAUUUGUAUCGUGACUUGAUUAAUGACGACUACAAUGAAGAGCGUGGCGGUAGCAGCUACAAUAGCAACUACAACAACAGUUCGCGCAGCAAUAACAAUUACCAUCAUCGCCGUGACGAUAGCAGUGAGCGUGAUCGCGAUCGUGAGCGGGAUCGUGAACGUGAUCGCGACCGUGAUCGCGAACGUGAUCGUGAACGGGAACGGGAUCGAGAUCAGCGCUGGAAGCAUUAUGAUCGAGAGCCACGGGAACGCAAUUCGGACUUUGACAGAGGCAGCGAACGCAGUCGCGACUAUCGCUCUCAUAACAAUGGCAAUGGCAACAACGCCUUGGUCAGCACGAAUCGGGAUCGCGAUAGACGCUACUCCUCCGAUGAGGAAAGCUAUGAUAGCGACGAGAGCGACGACAGUCAAUAUCGACGCAACAAUGUGCGAACAAGCAACGAGGCUUUGAAUCAGAUCAUCAUCUUUGGCCUAAAGAAGCACAUCACCGAGGCGGAUAUUAUGGGCGCUCUGAUUCAGGUGAACAUGGAGCCAUCUUCGAUACGAUUGAUCAGGAAACGACCAACAGGUGCAUCACGCGGUUUCGCAUUUGUCGAGUUUAAUACCGUUGAGGAAGCAACUCGUUGGAUGGAAUUAACUCAGGGCAAUCUGAAGUUGGGCGAUCAACGCGUCUUCCUGCAGUAUAGCCACAAACGCAUCACCGACUGGCAUUGCAUUAAGUGUGGCGUGUACAACUUCAAGCGACGCUUCUCCUGUUUCAUGUGCAUGGCAUCGCGUGCGGAGAGCGAGAGCAUUUAUACCGGUGGCGGCGAAGGCAUCGAUGAAGUUAGCCCCAUUCUUACAAAAAAGAUCAUGCUGCGCAAUCUGGAUGCGCUUACCACCGAGGAGAGCGUGCUCACUGCCCUGCAGAAAGUGUUGCCCAAGCUGGCCAAAACCAUUAGCAAGGUGCUCAUAAGUCGCGAUGCGCUCACACAAACCUCGCGCGGCUUUUGUUAUCUGGAGUUCGAGACGCUUGUCGACUCGAUGGAUGUGCACAACGCUUUAACUGCGCUAGAGACGCCACUGCGUAUUGAUGAGCGCGAUGUGUGCAUCAGCUAUUGCAAUGACGCGGAGAGCAAUCAAGCGGUCUCAAAGGAUGCACAAGAUGCCACAGGACAAAACAGCAUGCACGGUGCUUUGGCUGCUGUGCCGCCCUCCGAUGCUGGUGGAGAAUAUACGCUGGCUGAUGUGCCACGCCUCGCCGAAUACAGCGCCUCAUUGUAUGCCUCAACGCCAGCGGAGCACGCACAUUACGUGCAGUAUUAUACCGACUAUUAUGUGGCCGAAAUUAAGAAAGGAGGUCAGCUUGGAGGCGGCGGAACUGGUGAAGCUCAGGUAACAGAAGCCAAUUCGGGUGCAGCGGUCGCAUUGUCUGCCAUUCAACGUAAGCAGAAAAAGAUGAAUAGCAUUGAAACGACAGCCACAGCAGCAGCUUCAGCUGCAGCUCAGGCAGCAGCCGCUGUUAAGGCAAGCUUUGCGGCACAGACUGUGGUUGCUCCCAGGGGCAAUGAUGGCAAGACUUAUCCCACUCCCGAUGUAAGUCGCUACCAGUACGACGAGACCUCUGGCUACUACUAUGAUCCUAGCACGGGCUUGUACUACGAUGCGCAUUCGCAGUACUAUUACAACAACGAGACAGGCGCCUAUUUGUAUUGGGAUCAACGACGCAGCACCUACAUACUGGCCACGCCAGCAUCAACGCAGGCAGCGCUGCAGGAGACGCUGGCACAAGAGGCGGCGGCAGCUGCUGCGGAACAGAAGGAGGAGGAUAAGAAGGAUAAGAAAGACAACAGCAACAAGCAUGACAAAGUCAAGGUGGCCAAGAAGAUUGUCAAGGACAUGGAGAAGUGGGCCAAGCAAUUGAAUCAGAAAAAAGACUACACUGUGGUGGCCACACCGCAGCCAAUUCUGCCGGGUCGUGGUGAUCCAAGCAACGAGGCACCGAGCACUUCUCGUGCGGCAGCGGGUGGCGCCUAUGCUGAUGUUGGAUUCUCGAUACUUGAAAAGAAGGAGCGGGGAAAGCUCAGUGAUUAUGUGCCACAACCAACGCCCAUUAACAAGCUGGUGAAUGCUUAUGGCGGUGGCUCCGACUCCGAAGAGGAUAACAGCGGCAGUGUUGCGGCAGCAGGAGGAGGAGGAGGAGGAGCUGGCGGCGGCACUGUCGAUGAAAUGGACUAUGUAGACUUUCAGAAGCUGACGUGUCUGCUGUGCAAACGUGCCUUUCAAUCUCAUGACAUACUGCAGAAGCAUUUAAAGAUGUCGAACCUGCACAAGGAGAAUCUAGCCAAGCUGAAUGUAGCGGGCAGCACCGCGAGCGCCAGCAAUGAAGAUGCAGGGGGCGCAGGACUAUCCUACCGUGAUCGAGCCAAGGAACGUCGCCUGAAGUAUGGCGAGGGUGAUCCGCCGCCACCAAAUCGCAGUCGCGAGCGCUUCGAGCAUGAGAUCAAGAAUCUGCAGACACGCCAGAAGGAUGGCGGCGGAACAGCGCCUGCUAUGCCCAUCAGCUCCAACAAUGUAGGCAAUCGAUUGCUGCAGAAAAUGGGCUGGUCUGAGGGUCAGGGUCUGGGCCGAAAGAAUCAAGGACGCACACAAAUUAUCGAGGCCGAGGCACGCUCCAAUAACAUUGGAUUGGGCAACAAGAGUGGCACAUUGGCGCCUGGCGAUGAUUACAAAACAUACAUUAAGAAGAUGAUGAAGUCUCGCUAUGAAAACGCCUAAAUGUUGUUUAUUUAUUAAUUGUACAUUUCCUUAAUUAUUCGAUUUGUAAUUGCAAACGCAUUGUUUGUUGUUUACCUCAGCUCUCACAAUUUUACAUAUGUUUAUUUAAAAAACAUGCCCAUCAUGAAAAUAGCUUAAAUACAAGUAGUAAUA
Molecule: messenger RNA, 3299 nt
Organism: Drosophila albomicans
Lineage: Eukaryota; Metazoa; Arthropoda; Insecta; Diptera; Drosophilidae
Product: RNA-binding protein 5-A-like
Exons: 13
Coding region: 129-3146 (1005 amino acids)
Biological process (GO): mRNA splicing, via spliceosome
Cellular component (GO): nucleus
Molecular function (GO): RNA binding
Source: RefSeq, a predicted model, not a curated record